Molecule: messenger RNA, 836 nt
Organism: Prorocentrum cordatum
Lineage: Eukaryota; Dinophyceae; Prorocentrales; Prorocentraceae
Source: the annotation of a GenBank genome assembly
CCAGAGCCAUGUUGGCUCAAGGCCGUUUGAGGGAAACUCGUAUCUCCCGCGUGCAAUGGGGGGAUGGCCUCAGCCCGCUGACCGCGCCGCGGCUGGCGGGCGCCAGCAGCCAUACGGUCUUCGGGUUGGUCAUCAAGAUCUACGUAUGGGCCAUCGCGGUCAGCGGGCGGAUCAUCAAGAUCCACGACGAAGAUUCCCAUGUUGGAAACUUCCUGGAAACGGUACCGAGAACCAGAGUGGAAUCCGCUGUUAAGCGUAUGGGAUACAUGCCAGACAUGGAUGCCAGCCGAAUCCUGAACGAAUCGUGAUCUUUACCACCGCUGCUCUUUAGAAGCUCGACGACAAGUACGACACCAUGUACAACACCAGGUGCGGCAAAAACGACACCAAGUACAACACCACGUACUACAAGGCGGAGUACACACAUGUAUAUAUAUAUAUAUAUAUAUAUAUCGUCGUCGACGCCCCAGAUCGCGACCACCAGUACGACCUCCAGUGCGACCAACAGCACGACCAGUACGACAACUUGUGCGACAUCGGCGGCUGCCACCAGCGCUGCCUUCUCGACCAGUCUGGGCACCCGUGCGCGGUCGACGACCAUCACCAGGACCAUCAUACGAAACCGCACGGUAACAACCUCCACCUGCCUGCGCUCAUGCCAGCGCCGGGCCUUGUGGCGGAGGCCCCUCGCUUGGCGGAGCUGCGGAGGCCGCGUGCUGAGCUGCGACAGGGCCACCGGCAGAGCCGCGAGAGGCGCCGGCGGGGCUUCGAGGUCCUCCGGCUGAACUCGACGAGCGCGUGCCACUACUCGCAGAAGUCGCUACUCGCAAAUGGCC